CCCAUACGUGGCUCACCCAUCCAUCAAAUACCCAAGCCCUAUUUCUACAUUUUCAGCCCUUUCCUGUAAAUGGCCGGUUCAACGUCCUCACCGGCUCAUGAUCCGGUUUGGUAGGCUGCUUAAACCGCCGUUGCGGUCCCUCCCCUCAUCACUCUCCUAAUCGCACGCAGUAAUGGAGCCGCCGCCGCCGCCGCACGGCAUCCAAUUCGCCACCCAUUUGAUCUCAACAUUUUACGGAGACUUGUGCUCGAAAGUAUGCGAGUGUCUACUUAGAAGAGGAUCGUUAACUGUAGGGUUAAUAAUCAAGCACACGCACCUGAGCAGAGAAAACGUCAUCAAUUGCUUGCGCGUCUUGAUUCAUCAGAACUGCGUUCAAGCCUUCUCCUUCCAACGAAAUGAUGUUUUUGGUGAGCCACCAAAAGUUAUUACCCAGUAUAUGGCAUUGUUCAACAAUGUCAUGCAUAAAUCACGGGCUCCAAAGUUUUUGCAAAUUGUAUCAGAUGAGCUUGGCGAAGAUUGUUUGGGAAUAUUUCAAGGGCUGAUUCAACACGGCAGGCUUUCUUUUAAACAAAUUAUUGAGAGGAAGGAAGAGACAACAGGUGUAGGUAGUUUGGAUAUUGAUGCUCUUCGUGAGACCUUCAAUAGACUUUUGAAUGCCCGGUUUGUUGAACGUUGUCCUGCUCCUGAUCCAUUUCUCGCACCGCUUGAAGAUGAAUCUGCUGCAAAGAAAAGGGGUUCAAAGUUAGCCAAGCUAAAUCGAAUACCCCCGAAGGAGCAGCGUGCUAUUGAGGCUGCUGCUCCACUGGAGUCGAUGAGGUUUUUGAUGGAAAUGGAUGAAAACCUGGAGAAAAAUGAUGAGGAGAAUGGUAAGAGCGUGUCAGUUGGGGAAAAGCGCAAGCGAGCUUUAAAUUCAGAUGAGGACGUCUUGGAUCCCGAUGAUGAAAAGAAGGAAGUCCUUUGGCGGGUUAAUUUCGAGGAAUUUAUGCGCCAUAUGAGAAAAAAGGCUUGCGUUUCAUAUGUGAAAACAAAGAUUAAUGACGAAGCUGGUAUUGUGUUGGGUGCCGUUCUGGAUUUAAAUGGACGGUCGGAGAGUGGACAAAGAACUGAGAACACUGCUUACCUAUCCCUAAAUGAGAUAUAUCCUGAGGUGAUUAAGAAAGAGGGUGGUCUUGGGAUGGACCUUGAGCGUAUCAAAGUUUCACUUGAGCAGCUUGGAUGUGAAAUCGUCUCAGCCGGGCUAGAGGAUACCUUUAGCAUCGAUAUAAGGAGAUUCGUUGAAAUGGCUCAAAAUGAAGAAGUGGAGUCAGUGGUAAUGAGAAGACAUGGAAAGGAGGCCUACAGGAUUUUCAGGUUAUUGUCGAAAUCUGGUCGUCUUGUUGAGACUGAUAAGAUUGCAGAAUCUACUUUCGUCGACAAGAAAGUUGCUAUCCAGAUCCUGUACAAGCUCUGGAAAGACGAAUUCGUUUACAUGGAGACAUUGACGGCUACUGGAGCUGGUCGACCAACAAAGUUUCACGUGUGGGGUGUAGAUAAGCAUUCUCUAUGGGACCAAGUUCUUGAUGAGAUGUACCAUGCCGCUUUGAAUUUGAGACUCAGAAUAGCUCACGAGUAUGAACGUGGAAAAGAGGUCCUACAAUUACCUAGAGAGAAGCUCGUUGGGGAAUUCGCGAAAAAAUAUCAACUCGCGCUCAAAGUAAGGUCUAUUUUGGAAAAUUCAUCGUUGAGUUUGGAUAAUGCUAUCAUGUUAUUUCAUUGUUACUGAUUGCUGACUAUUGCUCGUUAUUUAUUUCACUUCAUUAAAAAAAGAAGAAGAAAAUUGCUCCAAGUAUCUUUAUGUAUUUUGUGGCCAUUUAUAUUUCUGUCCGUAAUUUGGAAAGUAAUAUUUGGUCAAAGCUCCGACCAUAAGAUGUAAUAAGACUUGCAGGGGAAAAAAGACGUAAUAAGACUUGCAGCUAAAGAAAAAUGAAAUAGAAAAAGGUAUGAAAAACUCUAUUGCGACAUGAAUACUGGAAAACAUUCCUCAUUCCUAUGUGGACUGCUGCAAUUUCUCGUGCCACAUAAAUUCUAUGCAAUUUUCUCAUGUUUAAUACAGUAGAAAGAACAUUUCUUUUCAAACAAAAGGGGGGAAUAAGGAAGAAAAAAACAAUGUUAUUGAGAUGUGGCGUGUUUUUUUAGUAGAGGUUUAUUGGAGCUGAGUUGGGUAUUUUGUGUUCGUUCUCUGCUUGUUUGAGCUCGCGAAAGCUUUUGUUCUACUCGUUUAACAAAUCCAAAACCGUAAGCAAACUGUUCAUGGACACGAUUAUUUAUGUUAUUCUUAACAUGCUUGACUCGACUAUUCGCGACGUCUCUGCUUGUUCUACUCGGAUGUAUGACAUUAGAUAUUCCUAGUAGGUGUUA
Molecule: messenger RNA, 2397 nt
Organism: Striga asiatica
Lineage: Eukaryota; Viridiplantae; Streptophyta; Magnoliopsida; Lamiales; Orobanchaceae
Source: the annotation of a GenBank genome assembly